AUGAACAACACAGCCGGGUCCUACGCCUUAGUUGGAGCCAAAGCCCCCGCUGAUUCUACAGUGGCCAAGAAACUGAGAGAAGCAGGUGCUAUAAUCUUAGGAAAGACAAACCCCAGCGAAUGGGGCAAUUUUCGAAUAUCGCUUAAUUCGAGCAACGGCUGGUCAGCGUAUGGAGGUCAGACAUACGGACCCUUCUAUCCCCAUCAAGACCCAUCUGGAAGCUCAAGCGGAAGUGCUGUGGCAACAUCUCUUGGUCUGGCGACAAUCACGCUAGGUGGUGAAACGUGUGGAUCAAUAAUCGAUCCUGCCAGUUAUAACAAUGUUGUAGGAAUGAAGCCAACUGUUGGGUUCACAUCUCGACAUCUUGUAAUUCCGAUCAGCGAGCACAUGGACACCAUCGGGCCUCUUACAAAAACCGUAAAAGAUUCAGCGUACGUGCUUCAAGGCAUUGCAGGUUUUGAUAUCCAUGACAACUACACUUCUGCUAUCCCAGAAGAAGUGGACAUGGACUUUGUUGGUGCCUGCAAACUCUCUGCACUUCAAGGUGCGCGGCUGGGUGUGCCUCGUAAUGUCAUUCGACUGAUGUCAGAUGAAAUCACACGGUCAAUGGUCAAGGCAUUUGACGACUCUUUGGAAGUUCUACGCGCGGCUGGUGCUGUGAUCGUAGAGAGCGACUUCCCUGCAGCGCGAGAGUUUCUAGACGACAGUAUGAUAGGCGCGAAGAUCAUGGGCGCUGACUUCGUUGUCAACAUCGAAAAUUACCUGCAACAACUUGUCUACAAUCCACACAACAUCAAAAACCUAGUUGACCUACGCAGAUGGACGCAGGAUAGUUCACUUGAAGGAUACCCAAGCAAACCCACAGAGCUUUGGGACUUUGCGCUGCAAAAUUGGAACAACACUGAAGCUGAAUUCUGGCAAGCAUAUCAGCAAGGUCUCUACUAUGACGGUGAAGGAGGCCUACUGGGUACCAUCAAGAGGCAUAAUCUCGACGCCGUCUUACUACCAUCACAUUUUUCUUGGAACUUUGCCGCUGUUGCUGGUGCGCCGAUCGUUUCUGUACCGAUUGGGGCCAUGCAGUCUGAUCAACCCAUCGUCUCGGACGCCGAUGGAUUAGUGUCCUCGGCGCCCAAUAUUCCAUUUGGUUUCAGUUUCCUAGGUGCAAAAUUCAAUGAUGCAAAGAUUAUUGGAUUGGCCUACGCCUUUGAACAACGGACACUUGUAAGGGCUAAGGUGAAGCCGUAUAUCAUACCACGCACUGAGCUCUGGGAUAUCAUGGGAACAUAG
Molecule: messenger RNA, 1287 nt
Organism: Alternaria arborescens
Lineage: Eukaryota; Fungi; Ascomycota; Dothideomycetes; Pleosporales; Pleosporaceae
Product: putative amidase
Exons: 4
Coding region: 1-1287 (428 amino acids)
Source: RefSeq, a predicted model, not a curated record